Molecule: messenger RNA, 1098 nt
Organism: Cladophialophora carrionii CBS 160.54
Lineage: Eukaryota; Fungi; Ascomycota; Eurotiomycetes; Chaetothyriales; Herpotrichiellaceae
Exons: 1
Coding region: 1-1098 (365 amino acids)
Molecular function (GO): RNA binding
Source: RefSeq, a predicted model, not a curated record
AUGAGUGUCACAGCGCUGGAGGUCAAAGCACCGCAGACAAAAGGCCGCAAACGAGACCCCACGGAAGCAGAGCUUGAGAUAGACGUCGAUGCUCCCGAACCUCCAUCGAAAAAGGCGCUUCGGAAAGCGAAGAAAGCAAAAGUAUCUACCAGCAACACGUCGCCUGUAACCAAAGAGGAGUCUCGAACCCAAUCGUCCGGGCAAGACGAGUCUGGAGGAAAGGCCAAGCGCUCUGAUCAUGGAAUCUGGAUUGGCAACUUAUCAUUCGGCACUACUAAGGAGGAUCUCCUCAGGUUCUUGACGGCAGGUUCCACCAAGGCCUUACAGCCUGAUCAAAUCACCAGAGUCCAUCUACCCUUGGGACCACCGAAAUUUGGGAAGCCGCAGAACAAAGGGUUCGCAUAUGUCGAUUUCUGCGACCAGAAAUGCGUGGAGACAGCUCUCGAGUCUAGCGAGUCUAUGUUGGCUGGUCGACGUGUGCUGAUCAAAGAUGCAAAGAACUUUGAGGGGAGACCCGAGCAGAAGAACGACAAAGACGGAAAGCCUGGCCACCCUCCGAGCAGGAGGAUAUUCGUCGGCAAUCUGGAUUAUGCAACGACGGUUGAGGACCUUGAGGCUCAUUUUGCUGCUUGCGGAACCAUCACCUCCACACAUAUGGCUACAUUCGAGGACUCUGGGAAGUGUAAAGGAUAUGCUUGGAUCGAGUUCGAACAAUUGGCUUCUGCGGAAAAGGCCAUUCGAGGCUGGGUUGAACCAGACGGCGGGGCAAAACAUGCGGCUCAAAAGUCGAGGUCAGGAAAUGGCAGGAUUUGGGUGAACAAGAUUCAGGGCCGAAAGUUAAGGAUGGAGUACGCCGAAGACAAGGCUGUAAGGUACGAGAAGAGGUUCGGAAAGAAUGCAAAGAAUGCGGCACCAAGGCCAGAACAAUCAACAGCUGAGCCUGGUCUGGUAGAAGUGGAGGGUGACGCGCAUUUGCACCCAGUCACUGACAGGAAGGCCCAAAAGCCGAAGCCAGCGGGCAAAUAUUCCGAGGAAACCGUGCAGAAGCUCACGGGUGCCAUCGUCGAGAGCAAGGGUCAACGGACCUUGUUGGAGUAG